GCUCACUAUAACGAGUCUCUCUCUUCUCUCGUUCUUCGAGACAGUUUCUAAAAAAUUUCUCACAGUAGCAUCGUUAUCUUCAAUUAUUUCUUCAUCUUCACUUCUUGUAUUGAGUUUCGAUUCCAUAAAAUGGAAAAUAAUGAAGAAGGGGAGGAAACUGCUCCUUCUAAAAAUGAGUGGGAAGUGGUAUCGCUCACACAGUCAGCAUAUGCUGCUGCUCCUGAUUCAAGACAGGUUGAUCUCGUUGAUGAUAGUAGUGCAGAGUUUGUAGCUGAAACUUCUGAUCCAAUGAUUAUGUCGGGGCACUUUGGCUUUCCACCAAAUCAGUAUGAGAAUGCGGCAUUGCAACCAGAUAAUGAGGAGAUUCUCAAUGAGCAGGGCAGUGAAGAUGCUAGUCCUGAAUUUGUUGCUGACAAAGCGGUUAAUUCAGAUACUCAUGAAGUGAGUACAAAAACUAAAGGAUUGAGCACAACGGAAUUUCCUGGAGAUCAAAUGUUUGAUGAAAAGGUUAGCAUCUUAUCCUUAAGUGGUGCAGAAUUUGAAGAAGAUGCGGUCUUGCAGGGAUCAAGUUUGGUAGACAAAGAGCAGAAUUUCUUUAGUUCUACUACAUAUGGUUCUUUCCAUAAUGAAGAACCCAUGGGUGUGUCAGCAUCAACAGAGGAAAGCAAUAUACUUGCAGAACCUGUUGAACUCGUUCACCAGGGCAUUGAUUCUGGCAUAUCUAAUUUGCCAAAGGCUAAAGAUGAAGAUAAUGAUGAUACAGAAAAUCUUCCUUGUCAAGCCUGGUGGAAAAGGCGGGCUGUUUCACUUAUUGCCCACGCAAAAGAUGCCAACACAGUCUGGUCCAUUUUCUUUGCUGCAGCUGUUAUGGGCCUUGUGGUUAUUGGUCAGAGAUGGCGGCUAGAAAGGUGGCAGGUACUGCAAAUGAAGUGGAAGUUUGGAGGCCAUGAUGAGAUAAUAAGCAGGGCAUUUAUUAGUCCCAUAUCUCGAUUGAAAGAAGUGAUAAUUGGGAGUGAUCACCGUGGUUCCUUUAUCCGUGGGAGUGCAUCAACCCAACGUUAAGAUGAUGAUGACGAAAAUGAGCUUGUCUGCAUGCAAGCCAUAGCUUAGGUUUGCUUUUCAGUGUUACUUUUGACGGGGUUUAACGAGUGGAUAGUUGUUAUGAUGGGGGUUGUAAUCGUGGAAUCUACAAGCAAGAAGUAAAUUUUGUCAUACCUCUCUAAUAUUGAUUCCCAGAAUUAACAAAAAAAGUGCAUAAGAUUGAAGCUAUAUUCUGGAAAUUAGCUCCCAAAACAUGAAACCAUCAUAAAGACUAAUAUAAAUAAGAGACAGUUGUAGUAUGCAAGUGAUUCUUAGAACUAUUUAUCGUGAAACUUAUGACUAUACUGUGUAAAUCUUAUAAUGAAGAGGGUGCAGACCGCAGUACAAUAUUUCAUACUUCA
Solanum dulcamara is the source of this 1442-nucleotide messenger RNA. Its product is annotated as ATG8-interacting protein 1-like. The coding region runs from base 130 to 1062 and encodes 310 amino acids. Gene Ontology annotation, cellular component: intracellular membrane-bounded organelle. The record is from RefSeq and is a predicted model, not a curated record. The transcript has 3 exons. NCBI's taxonomy places the organism in Eukaryota, Viridiplantae, Streptophyta, Magnoliopsida, Solanales, Solanaceae.